Molecule: messenger RNA, 693 nt
Organism: Adineta steineri
Lineage: Eukaryota; Metazoa; Rotifera; Eurotatoria; Adinetida; Adinetidae
Source: the annotation of a GenBank genome assembly
AUGGCUCUGGCUACUUUUGAUCGAUUUCUAAUCAGUAGUCCAUUGGUUAAAUAUCGGCAAUUCAGUUCUUUUCGCAAUGCUUAUCGAAUGAUCGGAAUUAUCAUGCUUAUCUUAUGUGUCAACUAUGCGAAUCUAUUUUAUUGUGCCAAUAUCAAAGGAAAACCUCCAUCAUCAUCAUGCACAUCGAUCACAACACAAGCAUGUGGUUUUUAUAACGAAUUAUCUCGAAUAAUGACGGUUGCAAUCAUUCCUGGAUUGAUAAUAUUUAUAUUUGGUCUCGGUACUAUUCGACAUUUGAAGAAACUUCGAACUGCUGUUGGAACAACAACAACAGAUCGGACGCAAUCACAAUUUCGAAUGCGAAAAACAGAUCGAGAACUCAUGCGGAUGUUAAUCGGACAGAUAGUUCUAAUUUUCGUCUCGUGGAUUCCUCAUGCUGCAGAACGCAUCUAUGUUGUUAUCACUUUGAACGAAGUUAAAACUCCACUUCGAACAGCUCAAGACAAUUUAUGGGAUCAAAUAAUGUGGAUCGAAACAACCUUCGAUAGUUCACUGUCGUUCUAUGUUUAUCUGUUCACAGGUGGAAUUCUUUUUCGACAGACACUCCGAAAAAUGUUUCGAUGUGCAACAACGACAUCCAGAACAACAGCACUCAACGACAUGUCUCUUACGCAAGCUCAAACAAUAAAUUGA